AUGAGAUCAUCCAAGAAGUCCACGUUUAGUAGUAAUAAUAAUAAUAAUAGAUAUGUUUGGAAGCCUGCCGCUAAUCCGUCAUGGGAGAAAAGGUUUUGUAAUGAAAUUGGAAAUAUGUCAUGGCCAGACUUGUUAGAAGCCGAGAGGUAUAUUCAUACAUACCCAGACGUCAUGAAUUGGAAAGAUUCCGCAGUCGAAGAAGCAUUCCACGGUGCCAAGAAACGUUUUUGGGCCAAUAUCAAUGGGCUGCCUUGCGAUAUACCACUGCCCGAUCCUGACAUCUAUAAUCAUCAUGUAAUAGAGAGUAACGACGAUGAUGAUGUUGAUGUCCCAAAUGGUGAUCAAGAAGAAGGAGAUCCUUAUGAUGGUUACUCCAUUGAAUGGGGUGAUUUGGACGACAUUUCAAACGUAGAAAACGACUUUGUCCAACCCUUACCCCCAACCCAAUGGGGCGAGUGUUCGAACGAGCCCGUACUUGCGACUGGGUGGGGAGAGGGUUUCGACGAGCCCGUACCCGUGACUGGAUGGGGAGACGGUUUUAACGAGCCCAAGCCCGUACCUACAAGUGGGUGGGGAGAGUCCUACAAACAUAUCGUCCCAACCGGUUGGGACGACGAUAAUAAUAAUGUAACCGGAGAUAACAAACCCAUAACUGUGACAGAGUGGAACAGUGAUAAUUAUUAUGUAACCAAACACGUAAACACGAAGUCGAGAUACAAAACCUCAAAGUUGUCCGGUAAUAACCGAAAGAAUAAGAAUUUUGGGUUCAAUCGUCGCCCUUUUAACCGAUGA
Messenger RNA from Impatiens glandulifera, 792 nucleotides. RefSeq lists its product as uncharacterized. Lineage: Eukaryota; Viridiplantae; Streptophyta; Magnoliopsida; Ericales; Balsaminaceae. The transcript is spliced from 2 exons. Bases 1 to 792 code for a protein of 263 amino acids. The record is from RefSeq and is a predicted model, not a curated record.